Molecule: messenger RNA, 2118 nt
Organism: Bathycoccus prasinos
Lineage: Eukaryota; Viridiplantae; Chlorophyta; Mamiellophyceae; Mamiellales; Bathycoccaceae
Exons: 1
Coding region: 1-2118 (705 amino acids)
Biological process (GO): spliceosomal snRNP assembly
Cellular component (GO): Cajal body
Molecular function (GO): U2 snRNA binding; U1 snRNA binding
Source: RefSeq, a predicted model, not a curated record
AUGAGCACGCCUCCUCGCGUGCGCGUGGAGCUCUGCUCGUCUUCUUCCGACCGCUCGAAGAAGAAUAAAAAGCUCGUCCUCGACGUGCCGUCGUCGUGUAAAACAGUCAAAGACUUCAUCGAGACAAAGUUGGCAUCGAUAUUUUCCAAUCGACGGCGGAAAGACAUGACGACGAAGAAGAGCGGAGGACUUCGAUUGUCCUUGGACGGAGGCUACGAGUUGCUCGAAUCCAGUCCGAUGAACAUUUUGAGAGACGACGAGCGAAUCACAGCGAGGUACGGCGAAGAAAGCAGCAGCAGCAGCGAAGAGGAAGAGGAAGAGGAAUUAGAUACAAAAACGAAGAAGGAGGAAAAAUUUAGGAGUCGAAGCGCGGAACGGAAAGCGAAUAAAAGAAGGAUGAAAAGAGAAGAGAAAAGAGUACGUGUAGAAGGAAAAGGCGAUGGUGGUGGUAGUGGUGGCACGGUGCCGAAGAAGAAACGAAGAAUAGAACUCGAUAGGAGUAACAUUAUUAGCGCGGGUAGAAGCGCGGGCGGCGGUAGGAGCAGUGGUAGCAGUAGCAGUAGCAGUAGCAGUAGCGGCGCGAGAGAACGAGAGGCGAAAGUGAAGUCGAUAACCGAAGGCGGUUUUCCGGACGAGAAGAGAAAAUGCAAAGAGAAAGAAAAACAAGAAGAAGAAGAAGAAGAGACGGAACGGUAUGCAAUCAAAGCGUUUGAAAAGUUGAGAGCGCAGAAGAGGUUUGGGAGGAACAACGCGUUAGUCGAUUGGCCGAAGAACGAAAAGGAGUGGCGAAAGGUAAAGAAGAUGAAACCUCACGAUUACGUCAUACAUAACGAGAAGAUUGAAGAACAGUUUAGCAUAGAGGAGAACGGGAAGUUAGCGGAGGACGACCCGCUCGCCGCGUGGAUGCAUAUUUUUAGGUGCGACGAGAACGUGGACGAUAUGCUCGCAAAGGAAGAGUUGGAGGAGAAGAAAGCGAAGCUUUUAGGCGAGGAUAGGAAGACGAUGCAAAGAGCGAAACGAGUGAAGGAUAUAUCGAAUGUUCUGCGCUCGGAUAUUUUAGCGUACAAAACGUUGACGAUUAACGAAACCGAUGGCACUCCCGAAGUGUCCAAAUGGCUAAGAGGUUCUGUCCAAUACGUAGACGUGAAGAAUAAAACGAUCAGACUUCGUCCGAAUCCAGAGGAUCGGGCGAUUUCAGCCGGGCAAUUGUGGUUUGAGAAAAAUUUACCGGCGCCACCUCCUUACCAAUCAAACGGUCUUUUAGAGCUUUCUUUUGACGAUUUUGCUGAAAUUGUGUGCAUUGGUGGACGUUCGAUUUGGAACCAGUUGGACGCGACGGCUGUGUUCAGAGACGUGCCAAAAGAGUUGAGAAACGGCGCGGGGUUAAUACCGCCGUCUGCGCUAGGUGUUCCGCGCGGACACGCGCCAACACGAACGCAAGAACAAGCUGGAAGAGAGGACGAUCUACAACAACAACAACAACAACAACAACAACAACUAGAAUGGUGCGCGAACGACAAGUGCGCUGGAAAAGAGUUGCACUUGAAACGUGAUUGUCUCGAAGGCUUAUCCGCGGAAGAGUUGGAAGCGAGAGGUAUGAUUUUACUCCACGACGAAGAAAACGCCGCACAUGGCGGGUACCGCUAUUUUGUCCGUCCAGAGAACGCGUUUGGAAAAAUUCUCAAAGACCAUCAAGCGCGAUACCUCGUCGAAACGAUCGAAAGUGACCCUCGCGCGGAGACGGAAGUGCGCCAAGAAGCCGAAGAUACCAUCGAAAGAUUAAACGCGUUGAACAAAGCGAUCGGCCCGAUGCGCCCUUUAUCGCACUUAUCGCGCGAUUGGCGCGUCAACCCGAACGCGCAAGCACCAUUGCCAAGUUGGUGCAAAGGCGAAGCCGUACCGUUAGCCUCCGAUGCGAUCGUUCCCGCAUCUGAAGUCGAAGAGAAAGAAGAAGAGAAAGAGACGAGAGCGACGCCUGCGCCAUCCGUCGCGCCGCCGAGGAGUAACAGCAACAACAACAUAAACAACAACAAAAAGAAAAAGAAAAAGAAAUUCUCAAACAAAAGCGGCGGCGUGGGUGCCGCACUUUCGCGUUUCAGAGACGUCGGUGCGUUGUAA